AUGGUACCAGUGCAUGUAGCACGACAAAUGAAUGGCGUUGAGCCUCCGCCAUCAUCCAUCUUGACCACGCAUGUUGUCCAUGGAAAUGGCGUCCCAGAUCUCGAUCGUGACAAUUUCAAACAACUCUUGGCUGAAGUUCUCAGCACCGACGACCGCGGGCAGUCCAAUCUCGGAGCGGAUGUCUCAGUCAACCACAAAUUGAUCUGUAUAAUAUUUCAAGUCGGUAUCGAAACCGCUUUGGAAGACAAUCCAUUCAAGUCCAAUGGAGGCGCAGGUAGGACAAAUGCGCAGUUGCAAGAUUGUCUUAAGGUAAUUAAACUUGCAAUCGAGAGAUCUCCGCAGGUCAUUACUUUGAAGUCAGACUCCCAAGGUCGGGAUGAAGCUGAUUGGAAACCUCCGUUAUAUGCUUGGCUAUUUCCCAGCCUAUUACCCUUGAUCGUAUCUUCUCAAACGGUUCAGGUUCGAGAAGGCGUUUCCGCAAUUUACGACGCCAUGCUACAGGCGAGCAUGACGUUUGCACCUUCCAACCAGAUUCAAGGCUUGUUGGAAUUCUUCAGGUCAUCUCUAUUAGUUGUCCUGCGGUUUGGUACGUCCCCUAGCUCAGCUUCUCGCCGACCGCUGGUCAUUGAUAGCGAGGACUUUGGGGCUAGCAUACAAAAGUUCUCGCGGCGACCGAACCUCCUAUUGAGGAGCCUCAGCUUUGCGGGCUGUCAUGAGCUGUUGUCGGCCUUGUGCUGUGUCAUGAAAGUGAUUGCGAAGUAUUCCGACUCAACAUUUAGCAGGAUCCAAUAUAAAAAGCUAGUCAUGCGCCUUCGCAGGACGAUUGAUGUUGUUGGAAAUGAACAUAUACAAGAAGAAGACCUCGAGGAACUGUCACGUGAACUAGGUGCCCUGGAUCUUCUACCCGCAGAACUUCCGAAAGAGCUCGACGUGCAAGCCUCGGACAACGCCUGGUCUGAAACAAACAGGGCCCGUAAAAGACUGCGACUGUCGACUGACGAGGAUGAUGCUUUACUUGCCCCGAGCUAUCAUCAGGAGAUAUGUCGUCGACUCACUGGAGAGCUCACUGGCCGUGCUGUUCCCGAUCUUGAUGGCCUGAGUGCAACAGCAGCUGCAGGCUUCCGAGGAGUGACACCAGAGAAACAAAGUGCAGUUAUUGAGUGGAUAGGUCUAACGGCCUGCAAAAUUUCGUCCACCUCUCGGGAUCUUGCGUGCGAAGUCUGCGAUUCUGAGGGCACCCUUUCCGACACUAUAGUUAUUCCCCUAGCCGACGAAAGUGAUGAGCUGUUGAAGACCUUGCUCGUCCUAAUUCCAACCAUAUCUCGUCAAUCUAGGGCUAGAAUAAUUGCAAUGGCGGCUUUACGACGAGUGAUUGCCCAUUUAGGCUCGGCAGAUAACCUCAAGCUUAGCCAAACUCCGGCUGGUGAAUGGUGUUUGCAAUCACUCAAGAGUUCGUCAAGAGAUCUACGGCUUGCAGCUACGAGGACCCUUCAAGCUUACGUCUUCUCAAAGAAGAGCGUUGAUACUGCACUUAUUCGAGAGAAUCGAAUUGCAGCUCUUGAUUUUCUACAAAACCUGUGGCAGAAGGGGGAUGUCGCCGUGCAAGAAACAAUAAUAUUAGCAUUAACCCUGAUGGCUCGGGUCGUUGGAGACGAAGAACUGAACAUCAUCUUGGUGAGGCUCGUCGAAUACUUGGGCCACAAAAACCCCUACAUUAGUGGUGUUGUUUACGCUGGUAUUCAACAAUUGGCGCAGACCAUGCAAGUUACGGUGUGGCUUCUGCUUCGUCCCUUCUGGCGGACCCUGGGCGUUGUGCUUGCAAAGUCGAUCUCAUCCAGGCCCCAAGUUGCACACCAAUUAUGCGACCUCCUCGGCAUGGACAUGUCUGGCCUAAUGAAUCACGCCGCCGAAUACGCUCUCCCAUACCUCGUCCUUCACAAAGAUCAUGAAACGAUAAGACGUUUUGCUGAGAUCAACGGCCAAUCCACCACAGCUUUCGAAUUGUGUACCCAGGAGAAACCUCUCACGGCUAUUCUGUCAUACCUUCUUGUUCAGCCGUUCCCCGAUCCUGAACAGGCAAUAAUGAAGAUUUUGACCGAGGUCUCCGACGAAUUCGGAAGAAGUGACCUUGCGACGUGGAUUGCACAUGAUCCUAACCGCAUUACGUGCGAGCUUCUGAAGGCCAUUGGGGAUAGUGGCCAAGGCAAGUCAUCGCGGAUCUACCAAGCAUUGCAGCUGCUUGCGCAGUUGAGUGCUCGCCAACGUGGAGUGUCUUCUGGGUCAAGAAGAGGGGACAGUAUUGGAGCUUUCCUCGAGAAUAAUGUUCUAGCAGUUGUGACCCACUUCACAGUCCUACUGAAUGAUAUUGGAGCGAAAGAGCCUAAGCUUGAGAAGAGGCGUUGCCUUUCUGCUUUAGGAGAAAUCGUGAAGCUCGGCAAAAGUCGAGUCACGCGUGCACUGCCGCAAAUAUGUGCAUGCCUACGGUCAGGUCUCGACGACGCGGAGUUAUGUAAUGCAGCGUUCGCUUCAUGGGCAGCAAUGAUCAAGUCGUUGAAGGAUGGUGACAUUGAACCCCUGAUCGAUCAGACAAUUGCUAUCAUAGUUCAAACUUGGGGACUACUGGACAGUACUUCCCAGCAACAGGCCUAUGAUGUAGUAGGCGAUCUCCUGAGAAACCACACAGACCUUGUCAGAGAGAACUUUGAUACAAUUCCUUCACUGUCCACAAUCCCUGUCAUGACCAAGUUUGAAACAGAAAUUGGUGCGCUCAAACGCCAGAUGGACGAACGCCACCAACUUCUUGCAUAUACGAAGAGACUUGGGGAUGAAAAUGUUACUGUUGUUGAACAGGCAUUGGUCGAAUUGUCCCCGCUUCUACAACAGAAACAGGAAUUUUUGCAGCGUUGCAUACUCCAGGAACAGCCGGAUGAGUUUGUUGCCGGUCUCACGCGUGCUUUGCUCGAUGCAUGUAUCAAGUUCAACACCAGUUCUCGCAUUACAGGACUGUGCGGCCGGUGUUUAGGUAGCAUCGGGUGUUUGGAUCCAAGUAAAAUCGAGAGUGUUCGGGAACGCAAGACAAUGGUUGUUCUAUCAAACUUUGUGAAAGCCGACGAGGUUAGAGAGUGGGUGUUCCUAUUCCUACAGACUGUCCUCGUCCCAUCAUUUUUAUCAGCAACAACAACGAGAGCACAAGGUUUCCUUGGAUGGGCAAUGCAAGAAUUCCUCAAAUCCUGCGAACAAGACAGUCCAACCAAAACCAAGUCCGGUAAGCUUGCCAAACAAUUGUGGGAAGAACUGCCCGAAACCAUGAAGAAUACAAUGACUCCAUUCUUGACUUCGAGGUAUACCGUUCAAGAAAUGAGAGCACCACCGAAGUGCCAAUAUCCUUUUUUCGAACCAGGCAUGAAGCAUCGAGACUGGCUCCGAGCUAUAACAUUAGAUUUCCUUCACCGCGGACCAGGUGAAAACGUCGAUAUCGUCUUCGCCAUUGCCUGCAGGAUCGUCAACGGUCAAGACAUCGCGAUACCAGCUUUCUUACUGCCAUACGCUACUGUGAACCUCAUUGUUAGUGGGGUUGAAAGUGACAGUCAGGAGAUCAUCAAGGAGAUCACUUCCAUACUCAGUUAUUCACUAAAUGGGCAGGAUGGUCGCGUGCAGGAUGAUAUCAAGCUGUGUAGUCAAACGGUAUUUGAGAUACUGGACUAUAUGACGAGUUGGCAUCAACAGAAACGAAAAAAGCACUCCCAAGACGUGGCUCGUUCAGAGCGCAGUGGUAAGAUUGAGGCUGUCCUUGAAAGUACUGCUGCACAAAUACGAAGCAUUGAGCGAGUUUUGGAAAGCAUUCCACCCGAUGUUUUGGCCCGGCGGUCGUUGGAGUGUAAGUCCUACGCACGAGCACUUUUCCACUGGGAACAACACAUCCGCCGGUCAAAAUCCGACAAUGUUGAGGCUGAAUUACAACGACUACAAGACAUAUACGCCCAGAUUGACGAGCCCGAUGGUAUUGAGGGAAUAUCUUCUCGCAUGCAUGUCCUUGAUAUCGAGCAGCAAGUACUGGAGCAUCGAAAGGCUGGUCGGUGGACAGCUGCACAGAGUUGGUAUGAAAUGCAACUUAUUGCCCAUCCAGACGACGUCGACGUACAAAAGAACUUGAUGGUCUGUCUUAAAGAAUCUGGGCAAUACGACGUGCUCCUUCACCAUUUCGAUGAUAUCAAAAGUCGCAACACAACUUCCACUACCUUGAGUUCAUACGCGAUCGAAGCUGCCUGGGCGACCAACAGGUGGGACCGGCUUUCCACUUACUUACCCAAGGCUGGCGGCUCUGACUUUGCAUCGCACAUUGCAGAAAUUAUACUAGCGAUCAACGAGAACGACGACACCAAAACCUUCAACCUGAUUGAAGAACUGUAUCGUAUAACUGCAUCAGAGUUUACACCAAAUACUAUUUCUUCCUUGCAUGCGGGACAUGACACAUUGUUGAAGCUCCACUUGCUCAACGAUCUUGAGCUAAUGACAUCGAGUUCAACGAUGGACCGGCUCUCUGUACUUGAGAAGCUGCGCGGUCGUCUCGAUGUGCUUGGUUCCAAUGUAACAGAUAAGCAGUAUCUCCUUGGAGUACGACGUGCGGUCAUGUCACUUCGUCCAGAUAUGUUCAUCCCAAUCGAUAUUUCAGCGGCUUGGCUCUCAACCGCCCGCCUAGCACGCAAGGCCAGGUCUACUACCCAAGCCUUCAAUGCUGUUUUAAAAGCCUCCGCCUUGGGUGACAAAUCAGCUGCUAUCGAACAUGCCAAGCUGAUGUGGUUGGAAGGGCAUCAUCGAAAGGCAAUUCAGACUCUAGAAAGCGCAAUUGAGUCAGGUGCCUUUGUUGCUCACGACUAUGUUACUGAGGCUGGGGCGGUUAGUAUGACCGCAGAGCAACGACAUUCGCAAAAUGCAGUCACAGCAAAGGCAAACGUUCUGCUGGGCAAAUGGCUUGACCAGUCAGGCCAAACGCAAUCCGACAUUAUCAAAAGUACGUUCGGCAAAGCAACAUUAAGCUUUCGCAAGUGGGAAAAGGGUUGGUACCAUUUGGGUCGUUAUUACAACAAGAUACUAGAUUCGGAAAAAGCGAUGCCCCCGGGAAAAGAAAGCCAGACGUUCUUGACGGGUGAAGCAACAAAAGUUGUCAUCGACAACUACCUAAGAUCGCUUCUCAACGGUAGCAAGUAUGUCUUUCAGACACUGCCAAAGAUUCUGACUCUCUGGCUGGAACUAGUCGACGGCAUGUCCAUUCAGCCAGAUCCACGACGAGGAAACGCAGAAUUCCAUGCACACAACGCAGUGCAGAGGAAGCGCGUCAUGGAAGAGACGAACAACCAGAUUAAAAAGUAUAUGGAACGACUACAACCUGCUCUUCUCUAUACAAUCCUGCCACAAGUGGUUGCUCGAAUCUGCCACAAAAACGAAACUGUCUCGGAUCUGCUUGGGAGCAUUGUUGUCAAAGUGGUGAGAAUAUUUCCGCAGCAGGCGUAUUGGACAUUACUAGCUGUUGUGGAAUCGCAACAAAAAGACCGCGCGGUCAAAGGGCUCGCCCUCGUCAAGAAAAUUGUAGAAGUUCAAAAGAAGUCUUCAAAAGAUGCCUCAGCAGCUGAUUUGAGGAAUCUAUUCACAACAGGGCAAAAGUUCACAAGAGAGCUUAUUCGCAUUUCCGACUAUGGGAUUGAAGGUCGAGUCUCCAAAGUGAGCCUGUCUAAGGAUCUUGGUUUUAACCACAAAAUUGCACCGUCGAAAUUGGUGGUCCCAAUUCAAGCUUGCUUGAUACCAAGCAUGCCCACGAGCUUUGAACCUGCACAACUAAAAGCAUUCCGACCGUUCGCCAAGGACCCCAUUACGGUCUCUGCAUUCGUGGACGAAGCCGUUGUUCUUUCUUCUCUUCAGAAGCCCCGCAAGCUCACCAUCCGAGGGUCCGACGGUGGCCUCUACAACGUCUUGGCAAAGCCGAAGGAUGAUCUGCGCAAAGACCAGCGUCUGAUGGAGUUCAAUACGAUGAUCAACCGUUUCCUCAAGCGAGAUGUCGAUGCCGCAAAGCGUAGACUCUACAUCCGCACAUAUGCAGUCAUUCCAUUGAAUGAAGAAUGCGGAUUGAUCGAGUGGGUGGACAACCUCAAGACGUUCAGAGACAUCAUACUCAAACUAUACAAGGACAAGUCCAUCCAGCCCAACUAUGUGGAGAUCCGCAAAGCAUUAGACGAGUCCUGCUCUGGAGAUCCCGAAAAGGUGCAGAUUUUCACUAACAAAGUGCUUGCCAACUUCCCGCCUGUGUUCCACGAAUGGUUCGUCGAAUCAUUCCCGGACCCAAGCGCAUGGUUCAACGCGCGGCUCCGGUACACUCGUUCCGCUGCCGUGAUGUCCAUCGUGGGCCACGUCCUCGGGCUGGGUGACCGCCACGGCGAGAACAUCCUCUUCGAAGAAGACAAUGGCGGCACCCUGCACGUAGACUUCAACUGCCUGUUUGACAAAGGCCUGACGUUCGAGAAGCCCGAGACAGUCCCGUUCCGCUUGACCCACAACAUGAUCGAUGCCAUGGGCGCGUACGGCUACGAAGGGCCUUUCCGCCGUUGCUGCGAGAUCACCCUCACGCUGCUCCGCAGCAACCAGGACGCGUUGAUGACCAUCCUUGAGACAUUCCUUCAUGACCCAACGACAGAUUUCAUCAACGGCCCCGGAAGGAAGAAGAAAAGCGUCAACGGCGUCCCGAAUACACCGGUGGAGGUUCUCGAUGGAGUUAGGACGAAGGUUAGGGGUUUGCUUGCUGGUGAGAGCGUGCCGUUGAGUGUUGGGGGCUACGUCGAGGAGAUGAUUCAGCGUGCUACUGCUGAGCAAAAUCUCUGUAAGAUGUAUAUCGGUUGGUGUGCAUUCUUUUAG
Exophiala aquamarina CBS 119918 is the source of this 6903-nucleotide messenger RNA. RefSeq lists its product as uncharacterized. Gene Ontology annotation, biological process: protein phosphorylation; DNA damage checkpoint signaling; telomere maintenance. NCBI's taxonomy places the organism in Eukaryota, Fungi, Ascomycota, Eurotiomycetes, Chaetothyriales, Herpotrichiellaceae. The record is from RefSeq and is a predicted model, not a curated record. Gene Ontology annotation, molecular function: protein binding; protein serine/threonine kinase activity. The transcript has 3 exons. Bases 1 to 6903 code for a protein of 2300 amino acids. Gene Ontology annotation, cellular component: nucleus.